This is a messenger RNA of Mugil cephalus (flathead mullet), 5134 nucleotides long. It is a transcript of the gene slc8a4a, whose product is annotated as solute carrier family 8 member 4a. The record is from RefSeq and is a predicted model, not a curated record. Gene Ontology annotation, molecular function: calcium:sodium antiporter activity. Gene Ontology annotation, cellular component: axon; postsynapse; sarcolemma. Bases 874 to 3711 code for a protein of 945 amino acids. NCBI's taxonomy places the organism in Eukaryota, Metazoa, Chordata, Actinopteri, Mugiliformes, Mugilidae. Gene Ontology annotation, biological process: calcium ion import across plasma membrane; cell communication; sodium ion transmembrane transport. The transcript has 9 exons.
CAAGACUUCCAUUCGCAUAGCACCACACUCUUCUUUCUCGUCUGCCACCAUCCCUCUGCUUGAUAUCCAUCUUUUUUUUCUUUCUUGAUCGGUGUUACUGUGUGGUUUGCGUCCUCUCAAUCCUUCUCCAUUCAUUCACGCCUACUCUCAUGUGCAGUCCUGCCUGGUUCUUUGCGUUUUCCAACCUCAGACAGAAGAGCAGGAAAAUCUUUUCACUCAGUUUAUUUUUCGGAUUUUCAAAAAGAUCGCCAUGAAGCCUUUUUCUAAAUUUACAGUUUGGAAGAAUUUCCGACUGAUACAAGCGGGGUGAAUUAGGGCAGAGAGUGAUUUAAUUUAUUAUUUUACGCAUCAACAAUCGUACGUAUUCUGGAGAGGAUAAAGCUGAAAACGCAUUGUGGGUUUUUGAAAAAAAAAAUCCUUCUUAGCUUUGCGAAAGGUAACGCGGAGGUGGAGGAAAGGGAUUUUAAUGAGAGCAACUAAUCCGACUGUAUUAAGUUUGCUGAGGUAGGGUACCUGUCAGGAAAAAAAAAAAAAAAAAAAAAAAAAAAAAAAUAGCGGAGGAGCACCGUGGAUAGCUACGCGUCAUUUCCAAGACACCCGCGCAACAAGCCAUCACCAUUACACCAGCCUGCUGGGUGAAUGGCACACGGGGUGUCUUCCUCUCUUGAACUGGUGCAGGGUAGCCACGCUGUGACCAGGAUCCAGCCGAGAUUCUGGGCUUUCUAGCAAUAUGAAAUAUAAGUUCAUGUCCUGAGGCCACAACUUCCACACUGGGCUGACUCACAGACAACUGCACCCAGGUUUGUACGAACCUUCACAUGUGACAUGCAUUGAUCUCCACCAUUAGAAGACUCCAAACCUCAUCACGCCACCAUGUCUCUGCGCAAGCGUAUUUUCAACUGCAUUCCACCUGUCAACCCCUGCAUGUUCAUCUCGCUUCUGCUGGUUCUUCUCCCGGGAGUCACACAUUUUUGCCACGGCAGCAGCAGCGAAGAUGCUGGCAGCACGUCAGGCAACUGCUCUAGUGAAGAUAAUUGCUCAGAGGGCGUGGUGCUGCCCAUGUGGAACCCCCAGAACCCUGCGGUGGGUGACAAGGUGGCACGUGCCAUUGUUUAUUUUGCAGCUCUCAUAUACAUGUUCCUGGGCAUGUCCAUAAUCGCCGACCGCUUCAUGUCGUCUAUCGAGGUCAUCACCUCUCAGGAAAAGGAGAUCACCAUCAAGAAGCCCAACGGUGAGACGACAACGACCACUGUGCGCAUCUGGAAUGAGACGGUGUCCAACCUGACCCUCAUGGCCCUGGGCUCAUCGGCGCCAGAGAUCCUGCUGUCUGUCAUCGAAGUGGUCGGUCAUAAUUUUGAGGCCGGAUCUCUGGGUCCCAGCACCAUUGUGGGAAGCGCUGCAUUCAACAUGUUCAUCAUCAUCGCUCUCUGCGUGUACGUGGUGCCAGAAAAUGAAACCCGCAAGAUAAAGCACUUGCGAGUGUUUUUUGUCACUGCUGCAUGGAGCGUGUUUGCCUACAUCUGGCUGUAUCUCAUCCUGUCAGUGUUCUCCCCCGGAGAGGUGCAUGUUUGGGAGGCAGUCCUCACCUUCCUCUUCUUCCCUCUCUGCGUGCUGCAAGCCUGGAUUGCAGAUCGGCGCCUGCUCUUCUACAAGUACGUCCACAGGCGUUAUCGUGCUGACAAGACCCGCGGCAUUAUCAUCGAAUCUGAGGGAGACGCCAUGUUCACUAAGAUGGAUUUGGAGAUGGACGGACAGGGCGUGAACUCCCACACUCACCCCAAAGAGGCUCUGGAUGGGAUGCUGGAGGGAGUGGAGGAAGGAGGAGGGAUGAGCGCCGAGCAAGAUCAGGAAGAAGAAGCCCGUCGGGAGAUGGCCCGCACUCUGAAAGAGCUAAAACAGAGGCACCCGGAGAAAGACAUGGAGCAGCUGAUUGAGAUGGCCAACUACCAAGUGCUGGUCCAACAGCAGAAGAGCCGCGCCUUCUACCGCAUACAAGCCACACGCAUGAUGAUCGGAGCUGGGAACAUCCUGAAAAAGCACGCGGCUGACCAGGCCAGGAAGGUGGUGAGCUGUCAUGAGGCCAGUGGGCAAGAAGAAGAUCCCAACACCAUUUACCUCCAGUUUGACCCCUCUCACUACCAGUGCUUUGAGAACUGCGGCUCACUAAAGCUGUCAGUGAGCCGGCACGGAGGAGAGAGCGGCUGCACUGUCAAGGUGGACUACCGGACAGAGGAUGGGACCGCUAACGCAGGCUCAGACUAUGAGUUCGCAGAAGGCACUUUGGUCUUCAAGCCUGGUGAGACGACAAAGGAGUUCACUGUCGGCGUUAUCGAUGAUGACAUUUUUGAGGAGGACGAGCACUUCUACGUGCGCCUCAGUAACCCACGCAUCGUGCACCGUGCCGAGGUCUCCGUCUUGGAGCCAAGUUCCAUCACCUCCAGCAACAGCACGGUGGGCCUCUCCCCCCACGUUCCUCCGAAGGCUGCCCUGGGCAACGCUCACACCGCCACGGUAACCAUCUACGAUGACGACCACGCCGGCAUCUUCACGUUUGAGAGCAACACCACCAGGGUCAGUGAGAGCGUCGGCAACAUGCAGGUGAAGGUGCACCGGACGUCCGGGGCAAGAGGGAAGGUGGCCGUGCCCUACCACACCAUGGAAGGCACCGCCAAAGCAGGGGAGGACUACGAAGACGUGUCCGGCAAGCUGGAGUUUCAGAACGAUGAGACCAUGAAGCUGCUGAACGUGAAGAUCAUCGAUGACGAGGAGUACGAGAAGAACAAGACGUUCACAAUUGUGUUGGAGGAGCCCAUACUGCUGGAGGUGGGGCAGAGACACGGAGACACCAAUGAUAACAAGACAGCGGCAGGACCAGAGGAUGUGUCAAAGAUGGGCUGUCCCUGUCUGGGAGAGCACACUAAGCUGGAGGUGGUCAUUGAGGAGUCCUACGAAUUCAAGAGCACAGUGGACAAGCUGAUCAAGAAGACGAACCUGGCCCUGGUGGUGGGGAGCAGCAGCUGGAGAGAGCAGUUUGUUAGCGCUGUCACUGUCAGCGCAGGUGACGAUGAUGAGGAGGAGAGUGGGGAGGAACGCUUGCCAUCCUGCUUCGAUUACAUCAUGCAUUUCCUGACUGUUUUCUGGAAAGUCCUCUUCGCCUUUGUCCCACCGACUGAAUACUGGAACGGCUGGGCCUGCUUCUUUGUCUCCAUCUCCCUCAUUGGCGUUCUGACAGCUGUGACCGGGGACUUGGCCUCACAUUUCGGCUGCACCGUCGGCCUCAAGGACUCAGUCACUGCUGUCGUGUUCGUGGCCCUCGGCACCUCUGUUCCAGACACAUUUGCGAGCAAGGUGGCGGCCAUCCAGGAUCAAUACGCUGACGCUUCCAUCGGCAACGUGACGGGCAGCAACGCGGUGAAUGUAUUCCUGGGCAUCGGGGUGGCGUGGACCAUCGCAGCAGUUUACUGGCGUAGCAAAAACAAGCCGUUCAAUGUGAACCCGGGCUCCCUGGCCUUCUCCGUCACCCUCUUCACCAUUAUGGCGCUGGUAUGUGUGGUGGUGCUGCUCUACCGACGGCGUCCCAGCGUGUCGGGCGGAGAGCUCGGAGGCCCAAGGACCGCCAAGCUCAUCACCUUCUUCUUCUUCAUCUCCCUCUGGUUCAUCUACAUCCUCCUGUCCUCGCUGGAGGCGUACUGCCACGUGCCUGGCUUCUGAGACGGAGGGAAACGCACAGACGUUGCGCCUCUACUUGUUUUUACAGUGUACCUAAAGUGUUUUCUCUCUGGUUUUGUCUAUUUUCACAAAGGGUUUAUAACUAUUUGUAUCAUUAGUUCUUAUUGAUUCUGCGCAAUAUUUGAUUGACUUUGAAUCUGCGGACUUUGGAACUUUGCUGCCACCCACUACGCUGUGAAGGAUAGCUUUAGCCACCCAAAUAAAAAAAAUGUUUCUUCUCCAUGUGUAAUAUUAUGUUUAACAGGACAUAUAUCUUAACAUAAAUUGCAUCUGUCACCUGACACAUACAGCUUCAUGUCCUCUUGCUAUGUUGACAGUUAUUUGAGUUUUUAGGUGUUAAGGAAGCACAAGCCCGAAGCGAAACAUUCCUCAUACUCUGGUGAGUGUUGCAGAAUAAACAAAAGGUGGUGCAUGGGAUGACAUUAUUCAGAAAGACUGAAGUGAGCAGUAAAGCAUAUUUGUGUGGUGAUAUUUAUUAAAUCUCAAUCUAUACAUUAGUUAUUCAAUGUAUCUCAUGUAAAAGAUGAACAUUGUGCGUGGGGGUUUCGUGAAAGACUAGGUGUGUUUACUUUUGCACGUUAUUAGAUUCAAAGUUUCUUGGUAAACUAUUUUAAAGUAUCGUAUGUAUUUUGACAUGGCUGUUGACGUGUUGACGUGUUCCUGUACAUGUGAAUCACAGCUGUAUCAUACUCGUCUCACUGCCUGGUGCCCGUCCGCUCAAAGCUUUCCCAAACCGUAUGAAGGUUUAUUUAAAAAACAGUUUUGAUAAUUUUAUUUUAUUUUUUUCUGACAGAAGUGAACAUGGAGCAGAGAUCCCACUUCUAAUUGUAUAAAUUCUUUGGAGGACACUUGUGAUUUUUGCGUGUAUGCGUGUGGUGAGCGUGUGUCUGUCCUCUGCUCUGCUCUUUGGGCACAAAUUGGCAAAAGGCGCAGUGCCGUCUCCUCUUCGACUCCAUAAAUCGCACAAGGUUCAUGGCGGAGAAAAAAAAAAAUGAAUGUUGGAGUCUGAGAGCAGAUAUGAAAAGCGCACCACUUUUCUUAUCUGUCAUGUUGACACUGAACAUUUUUCAACUACAUCACUUUUAGAAGAAGCACAGCAGCGAGCAGAGGGACACUGUUCAAAUGAGGGUGAAGACCGAGGUCCCUGCCGUGGCACAAUCACAGGUCCAUCAUCCGACAUGAAACAUGUGGUGAAAGUGAAAACAUGGUACAGUGUUUCCUGAAUGUGUCUCCUCGUUUUGCACAGCAGUCGAUACUGGAUUUUGUUUUUUUAAAUUUAACCUAGACUCUGUAGAGCCAUAUUUAUUGUAACAGUAUUAGCGUAGAGGUAUUUCUAUGACCAACUUUAGUUUUAUUGAUAUGCACGUUUAAUGUAUAAAAAGUGGAAAUAAAUGUUUCUGAUUUA